This is a messenger RNA of Pichia kudriavzevii, 2784 nucleotides long. RefSeq lists its product as uncharacterized. Gene Ontology annotation, cellular component: Pwp2p-containing subcomplex of 90S preribosome; small-subunit processome. Gene Ontology annotation, biological process: maturation of SSU-rRNA from tricistronic rRNA transcript (SSU-rRNA, 5.8S rRNA, LSU-rRNA); ribosomal small subunit assembly. The coding region runs from base 1 to 2784 and encodes 927 amino acids. The transcript has a single exon. Gene Ontology annotation, molecular function: protein binding. The record is from RefSeq and is a predicted model, not a curated record. NCBI's taxonomy places the organism in Eukaryota, Fungi, Ascomycota, Pichiomycetes, Pichiales, Pichiaceae.
AUGAAGAGUGAUUUCAAGUUUAGCAAUUUAUUGGGUACUGUUUAUAGACAAGGAAAUAUAGUUUACACAGCCGAUGGUAGUACGUUACUUUCUCCGGUUGGUAACCGAGUCUCAGUUUUUGAUUUAAUUCAUAAUAAGUCAUUCACAUUUAGUUAUGAGCAUAGGAAAAAUAUCUCAGUUAUUGCAUUGAACCCACAAAACACCCUUUUAAUUAGUAUCGAUGAAGAUGGUCGUGGAAUCCUAGUAAAUUUCAAGGCAAGGACAGUAUUACAUCACUUCAAUUUUAAGAAUAAAGUCAGGUCGAUUGAAUUUUCUCCAGAUGGGACGCAUUUUGCCAUUGCUGCAGGUAGGUUUGUCGAGGUCUGGAAAACACCUGAUAUGAGUGAGGAUAGACAGUUUGCUCCAUUCGUUAGAUACCGUGUUUAUGCAGGACACUACGAAGAUGUUACAGCGGUUUCUUGGUCAGGUGAUUCAAGAUUCAUUCUUUCUGCUAGCAAAGAUAUGACCGCUAGGAUUUUUUCAUUGCAUUCUGAAGAUAAGCAUGUCAAGAUGUCAUUGGCUGGUCAUAGGAAUUAUGUGGUAAAGGCGUUUUUCAAUCAAUCUCAAGAAAUUAUAUACACAGUUUCCAAAGACGGUGCUAUCUUUAGAUGGGAAUAUACCGAAAGGCCAGGGGAAGAAGAUUUGCCUGAAGAAGAGAAAACAAUGAGCUGGAGAAUCAUGGCAAAGAAUUUCUUCUUUGCUGAAACCAAUGUGAAAUGCUGUACAUUUCAUACAAAGUCCAACCUAUUUAUAGUAGGGUUUGCAAAUGGUGAAUUUAGGCUAUAUGAAAUGCCCUCCUUCACACUAAUUCAACAAUUGUCAAUGGGAGCAAACAGUGUUACAACCGUUUCUGUCAAUGGAUCGGGUGAAUGGAUCGCAUUUGGUUCUAAAGAGUUAGGUCAACUUUUAGUGUAUGAAUGGCAAUCAGAAUCGUAUAUAUUAAGACAACAAGGCCAUUUUGAUUCGAUGAACUGUUUGGCCUAUUCUCCUGAUGGGUCUAGGAUUGUUACUGCAUCUGAUGAUGGUAAAAUCAAAAUUUGGGAUAUAGUGUCUGGAUUCUGCUUGGCAACGUUUGACGAACAUCAAUCUUCUGUUACCGGAGUUGUUUUUGCAAAAAGGGGUCAAGUCAUGUUCUCUUCUUCUUUGGAUGGAACCGUCAGGGCAUGGGAUUUAAUUCGUUUCAGAAACUUUAGAACGUUCACCUCAACGAGAAGAAUUCAGUUUUCAUCUGUUGCGGUUGAUCCUAGUGGUGAAAUUGUUUGUGCCGGUUCCUUAGAUGACUUUGAUAUUCAAGUGUGGUCUGUUCAGACUUCUCAACUGUUAGAUCAACUUUCUGGUCACGAGGGUCCUAUUUCAUGCUUGAGUUUUGGUACAGAAACGAAUGCCAGGUUAGCCAGUGCAUCAUGGGAUAAAACUGUACGUAUUUGGGAUAUCUUUGGUAGAUCUCAGACAAGUGAGCCUUUUGAUUUAACAUCCGAAUGUUUAUCUCUAGCAAUGAGACCGGAUUCGAAGGAAGUUGCAGUAUCAACUAUGGAUGGUCAUCUUACAUUUUUUGAUAUUGAAAAUGGUAAGAUGGUUAGGGAAAUAGAUGGAAGAAAAGAUAUCUUGCAAGGUAGGUAUAGAGAGGAUGAAUUUACAAGCAAAAACUCAAAACGUGGUAAACACUUUGAUACUAUUGCAUAUAGUUUUGAUGGUUUAACAUUAAUCGCAGCAGGUAACAAUAACAGCAUAUGUUUGUAUGAUCUACCAAACGAAGUUCUAUUAAAGAGGUUUAAAAUAUCGCUGAAUAUGCAAUUGAAUGGUACCUUAGAACAGCUAAACUCUAAGAAUAUAGUAGAUGGACAAGCUGUUGAUCUUGUCGAUAGAUCUGGGGAGUUAUCUGAUGCAGAAGAAAGUCAUAAGGCUGAUAUCAGGUUACCAGGCUCCCAUCGGGGUGAUAUCGGUUUGAGAUCUACCAAGCCAGAAAUUCGGGUAAUGAGCGUUGGGUUUUCCCCAACUGCAAACGCAUUUGCUGCAGCGUCAACUGAGGGUUUACUGAUUUAUUCGAUAGAUGAUUCUUUGAUUUUUGAUCCUAUUGAUUUAGAUAUCGAUGUUACGCCUGAGAAUACCCUCAGCUGUCUAGGAGAAGGUGAGUACUUAAAUGCAGUUGCAAUGGCAUUUAGGUUGAAUGAAGUAUAUUUGAUUCAAAAGGUUUAUGAAUCAAUCAAAAAGGAAGAUAUCAAAUUGGUAGCUAGAGAUUUGCCGGUUAUAUAUGUGCCAAAAAUAUUGGAAUUUAUAGGCAACUUAAGCACCGAAAGUGCACAUGUGGAAUUUAAUCUUUUAUGGAUUGAACAACUCAUCACUCUUCAUGGUAAGUUCAUAACACAAAACAAACAUUUAUUUGCUAGAGGAAUCAGAUCGAUUCAAAGGUUUUUAACCAGGACUGCCAAGGAUGUUGUUAGCUAUGGGAAAAAAGCCAAUAAUCUCAGUAGAUUUUUACUUGCCUCCACAGCUAUCAAUACAUCAGAUUGUGACUACAAAGAACUAGAAAAUGAUGCUGUUAUUGAAGAUGUAGAGGAAGCUGAUUCUGAUAUCAUGGAUGUGAAUGAAGAAGAAGAAAAAUCUGACGAUGAAGACGAAGAAGAAAAAGAGGAAGAAGAAGCAGAAGAGGAGGGAGGGUGGUUUGGUCCCAACGAGAAUGGUAAGAAAUAUAUUGAUAACUUUGCUCACUCUGAUAGUGAAGAAGACCAUGACGAUGUCGAGUAA